Molecule: messenger RNA, 2285 nt
Organism: Passer domesticus (house sparrow)
Lineage: Eukaryota; Metazoa; Chordata; Aves; Passeriformes; Passeridae
Product: maestro heat-like repeat-containing protein family member 7
Exons: 14
Coding region: 318-2186 (622 amino acids)
Cellular component (GO): cytoplasm
Source: RefSeq, a predicted model, not a curated record
UGGCAGUGUGUGCAAGGGCCCUUUGUGACACGCUGCAGCACGGUCACCGUGGCAUGGAAUGGUACUGGGUAUCCAAGGGCCUUUGUGACACGUGCUGACAUAGGAGCUGGAAGUGAUAAGAACACUCCAGAGUUCUCUGAGCACACGACGGGACAGAGCAGUGCUGUGAGGAGCCCCCGCACAGUGCACUUGUUCUUGUCUGACCCAGAGGUUUUUUGAGGAGUUCUUCCUGCAGCUGACCUUGAGGCCAGACCACAGGACCUGGUGACCCGUGGCCUUCCGAGGCUUCUGUUCUGCAGCUCCUACUAGUCACUGACAUGGAGCAGAGAUCCCUGGGAGUACCCAAGAUGGCCUGUUUGGAGCAGGAGAAAGAAGGCUCUGGAGCUGCCCCAGCAGAGCAGACUGAAGAGGUGGUGCGGCUCCAUCCACCACAGGAGGAUGCAGCCGUGGAGCGCACACAAGAGCAGCAAUCCAGCCGUGGCUGCUUCCGCAGAACAGCGCAGCUCGUUUGCAAAUUCAUGAAGAGGAUUCGUCAGGAAGAAACCAUCACCAGGGGCGCUGGGUUCAGACCAUACUCGCCCAUCUUCCAAAUCAAGACCAGUGCUGCCCUGCUGUAUAUGCUUGUAGAGGAAGGUUUUUACAAUCCAAAGCAAGUGCCUGCCAUGGUGAGGUACAUCCACCAGUGGCUCCUGGCCAAUGAUUCCGCUGAGCACAGGCUGGACAAGACCCUGCUGAAUCUCACUGAAGCACAGCGUGAUGACGUAGUCAUGACGGUCCUGCGUGCGGCCCCGUCCUGUGACAGAGCUGCCAUGGCCAUGUGGAAAACCAUCAUGUGCUCGCCCAGGACUGCAAAGGCAGUGCAGCUGACACUCCUGGAUGUGCUGGGGAACUGGCCGGAGCACAGCACGUGCACCUCCGAUGGGGACAAAACGGGUGUCUUUGCCCUGGCUGCAACUCUGGUGAUGUGGAAGAUCCUCCAGGUGCGCUGUGUCCCACAUCUAAUGAAGUUUUAUUUCCCACACCUGUUUGUGCACCUGCUCCUCCAAGUGUUCUUCAGCACAGAAGGGAUGCCAAAGAAGGUUGAUACCUUCUGGAAGGGAUGCCAGGAAGAACACGGCCUUGCCACCAGCCCCAACAGCUUUGCAGUGCGGACCCUGAAGUUGCUGCUCUGCCGAAAGCAGUACAAGGAUGUGGUGGUGGCAAUGGAACGCAGGGGUGCCUGGGACACGCUGCUCUGUGCUGACACCCACCACUAUGCCGUGGGUCUGCUGGCCAGGGAGAUGUCCUGCGUCUCCAUACCCUCCUGUUCCCGGGUCUUUCGCUACCUGCUCCGGCUGCUGAGCACACAGGAGCUACGCUGGGAUCUGCCUGCCCUGGCGUUCCUUGUGGAGGUCCUCGAGUGCCUGGACUUGAGGGAACGUGAUGCUGACAGAGUCCUGCAAAUCUUGUCAAGGCAUGUGCAGAGCAAGUGCAGGGAGAGGCGUCACCUGGCACUCAGGGCCCUUCUCAAGCUCACUGAUGAUCCCUCAAUGACCGAAAAAAUGUGGAGCCUGAUUGAAAGUCUUGUGGAGCUCCUGUGGGAGGCAAAUGGAGAGGCAGUUAAAAUGACAGUCAUGGUACUCAGCUUUAUAAUCUUGGACAAGGACCUACGGAUACCCAGCCCCAUUGCCCUGCAGCUGGCUGAGGCGCUCCUGCCACUCUUUGACCAUAAUAAUAGCCAGGUGCAACUGCUCUCCAUAUUGCUCUUCCGAACAUUGCUGACUCUUCCACUGAAAAAGGAAAGAAAGGUCCUGAAGUCACAGGUGCGACAGAGCCUGCUCCCACUCUUCUUCCACUGCCAUGAUGAGAAUUGGCGUGUGGCACAAGCUUCUCUGGAAACGCUGCUUUGUGUGGCUGACUUCCUGAAGAGGAAGGAUCUUGACAAAGUGGUGAAGAAGAAGAAACUGUGGAUGUUCGCAGACACCCUGCCCUUGAAGAACUGGCAAAUGAUAGCUGCCUGUCUGUCAGAAGCCUGGCUCUUCAGACUUUGCACAUUGUCAGGGCAGUGGCCACCGUGCAAUAUUCCAUCCUCGAGAACCUGGACCAUCAGCUGCGCAGGGUGUGGAAGACGUGGCUUAGGGUCUCAGGGCUUGGCCAGCUGUGCUGCUGGAGCUCUGCACAGAGGUGAUGCCAGAGGCUCUGUCUAGAGGGGCCACCUGAGCCUGUCCUUGUUUUCCUUUUCAUGAAGAUUGUUAUUUUCUUAUUUUGUUUUUCUUUAGUGUAAAAAUAUAGGACGUGUUAUAAUA